AUGUCUGAUGUCACUGUUGACUGGAUCGAUAAACACCAGCUGCAGCGUUUAGAUGAGAUGCUGAUUGUUGUUGAUGAAAACGAUAAGGUCAUUGGUGCAGACACUAAGAGGAACUGCCAUCAGAAUAAAAACAUUGAGAAAGGGCUGCUGCACCGAGCCUUCAGUGUCGUUUUGUUCAACUCAGAGAAGAAAGUUCUGAUUCAGCGCCGAGCAGACACGAAGCUUACCUUCCCUGGGUACUAUACCGAUUCCUGUUGUAGUCAUCCACUGAGUAAUCCUGAAGAAAUGGAGGAGAAGGACGCCUUGGGAGUGAAGAGGGCAGCCCUGAGACGGCUGCAGGCUGAGCUGGGCAUCCCCCAGGACCAGAUUUCUCUAGAGGACAUCGUGUUUAUGACAAGGUAUCAUUAUAAGGCAAAAUCUGAUGCAGUCUGGGGAGAACACGAAGUUUGUUACCUUCUGCUUAUCAAGAAAGACGUCAAGAUCUGUCCAGAUCCGAGUGAAGUCAGUAGCUUCAGCUACCUGACUCGAGAGGAACUGGAAGAGCUACUAGAAAGGGGGGCCCGGGGCGAAGUCCAAGUCACCCGCUGGCUGAGAUUCAUCGUGGAGCAGUUCCUGUAUGCAUGGUGGCCUUACUUAGAUGAAGUGACCCGGUUCAUAGAGCUUGACAAGAUAUACAGAGUAUGA
Molecule: messenger RNA, 684 nt
Organism: Rattus rattus (black rat)
Lineage: Eukaryota; Metazoa; Chordata; Mammalia; Rodentia; Muridae
Gene: Idi2
Product: isopentenyl-diphosphate delta isomerase 2
Exons: 4
Coding region: 1-684 (227 amino acids)
Biological process (GO): isopentenyl diphosphate biosynthetic process; isoprenoid biosynthetic process
Cellular component (GO): cytoplasm
Molecular function (GO): isopentenyl-diphosphate delta-isomerase activity
Source: RefSeq, a predicted model, not a curated record